AUGGCUGACGUGAUAGUUGUUAGAGCUGCCACAGCUCUUCGUCGCGUCUCUUUCCACAACGACCACAAGAAAUACCCCGUACGGACCUUCAGUAUGGCGGAACCCGAAAGUUCUGCGCCCAUACCGGUGCCCAAGGCAAAAUCCGAGGGGACUCUGACGGAUAGCGAGCCCAUAUACACCCCAGAGGGAGCAACAACGCCCUCCCUAGGCUCCUCUCCCGAACAGGCUAUCGCAGACACACCUACGCUUGGUCCCACGCUCUCUGCGAGCCCGAGACUGUCAAGGAACCCUUCUUUCUCUAAUAGCAGCUCCUACCAGGAGGACUGGGAUAUUCCGCCUCUGGACAGACUCACCGUCCUCGACCUUCUCGACAACUUUGCCCUCCCUCAACACCUCGAGAAGAUCUCCAAGGGAAUCUCGGCGCAGACGCAGAAGCUGCGUAAGUCGCGCGAUGCUUUGACGUCGAGAGGGCAGCUUGCGCGCGAGCGCAUGGUGGAGGAAUGGAGGCAUCGCGUGCCCACCGCCGACGAGCAGCUCGACCGCUACCGGAAACGCAUGCAGCGCAGCAUCGACAGGCUGGGCAAACAAUGGAACGACACGCGCGUAAUCACGGUUCGGGAAAAGGUGUCCUUCAUCUUUGGCGUACUCAACAUCUUCAUGAGCGGCUACAUCAUCGGCGCCUACCCAGAGCUCAUGCAUCUCUGGUACUCGGUGCAGAUCAUGUACUACAUGCCCAUCCGAUAUUACACCUACCACCGACGCGGCUACCACUACUUCCUGGCUGAUCUCUGCUAUUUCGUCAACUUUUUGCUGAUGCUUAGUAUAUGGGCAUUCCCGAGUUCAAAGCGCCUCUUCACCGCCACCUUCUGCCUGGCCUUUGGCAACAACGCUGUCGCCAUCAUCCUGUGGCGCAACUCGCUUGUCUUCCACAGCUUCGACAAGGUUACCUCGUUGUUCAUCCACGUCAUGCCGUGCGCGACAAUACAUUGCAUGGUGCACCUGUUCGACCCAGAAAAGCAGGCAAAGCGCUUCCCGGGCAUCUACAACGUCAAGUACUCGCCCAAGGGAUCGCCGACGGCCUACGUUAACCUCGUGUCCAUGCUGCUGUGGUCGACGAUCCCGUACGCGAUCUGGCAGCUCUCGUACUACUUCUUCAUCACGGUGCGCCGCCGCGAGAAGAUCGCCGCCGGCCGCCCCACCUCGUUCACCUGGCUGCGCAAGUCGUACGCCAAGACCAUGGUCGGCAAGUUCGUGCUGUCGCUGCCCGAGGUCCUGCAGGAGCCGGCCUUCAUGCUGAUCCAGUACGGCCUCGCCUGCGCCACGAUGCUGCCCUGCCCGCUGUGGUUCUACAGCCGCUGGGCCAGCGCCGCGUUCCUCAUGACGGUGUUCACGUGGUCCAUCUACAACGGCGCGACGUACUACAUCGACGUGUUUGGCAAGCGCUUCCAGAAGGAGCUCGAGGCCAUGAAGGCCGAGGUCGCCAAGUGGCAGACGAGCCCGGAGUCGGUCGGCCUGGGCAGCCCGCCGCUCGCGCCGCACCAGGAGAAGGAGGCGGAGGCGGAGGGUAUCGGCUCCAAGGUCGGCGGCGGCGAGGUGGAACGCAGCAGCAGUCUUGACAGGAUCCCGCUACUCAACGAGGAGACCUCGAAGCAGCAGCGGGCUGCCUCCGAUGCCGAGGUCUCGGGCUCGGACACGGGCGCCAAGGAUGUCGCGAGGCAGAGGAAGGGCGUCGAGUUUGAGACUGGUGCAUGA
Messenger RNA from Thyridium curvatum, 1752 nucleotides. RefSeq lists its product as uncharacterized. The transcript has a single exon. Gene Ontology annotation, biological process: phosphatidylcholine biosynthetic process. The coding region runs from base 1 to 1752 and encodes 583 amino acids. NCBI's taxonomy places the organism in Eukaryota, Fungi, Ascomycota, Sordariomycetes, Thyridiales, Thyridiaceae. The record is from RefSeq and is a predicted model, not a curated record.